AUGAAGCUGGAUAGCACAGCAGGAGACAUGAGCGGGUGGAGGGAGGUGGACUUCGCCCUCAACUGCACCUACAUUGUGCCAGACCAGGUGUCGGACCCCAGUUUCAGCUUGCCCAAAGCCAUGACCUCCAUCCCACGAAAUCUCACUUUCGAAUACGGCACAGACAAUGAGGUGACUGGCGUGUUCAGCAAAGAAUACAUUCCUCAGGGGACUCGAUUUGGCCCCCUGCAAGGAGACAUCUACACCAAAGACAACGUACCCAAACAGGCCAACAGGAAAUACUUCUGGAGGAUUUACAGCGGGGGCCAGCUUCAAAACUUCCUGGAUGGCUAUGAUGUCCACAGGAGCAACUGGAUGCGCUACGUCAACCCAGCCCGCUCUCUGGCUGAACAGAACCUGGUGGCGUGCCAGAACGGCCGGGACAUCUACUUCUACACCAUCCGGCCGGUGGAGCCUAAACAGGAGCUGCUGGUCUGGUACAGCCAGGAGUUCGCCCAGCGGCUCUGCAGCCAACAGGACGACAUCAAACAGAAAUACAUGGGUGCUGAUGAAGACCAAAAGCCAGAAUACACCAAGCACCUACCUCAGCAGACAUGGCUUAAAGAAAGAACAAAGGACGAGGUGAAAGAAGAGAGGGAUGAAGAAGGAGAGGAGAAGAUCGACGUGGAAAUGUUGGAGAGAGACACUCCCCCUGACACGCCUGAUGACCAUAUCAUGGACUUCAGCAAAAAGGUUGAGAAGGAGGAGAGAGGCAACAGGGAUCCAGAGGAACGGGGGGUCAUUCCUUCCCCUCAGCCAGGACACCGAGAACCCAGCUUGGGUUUAAAUCAUCCAUACUUAACAGAUCACCACCCUGCGCUCCCAUCUCCACACCGAAAUCUCCCCCUUCAUCUCCAUGGCCUCUAUGGGCACAGGGAGGGGCUUGUUUCAUCUUACCCUCUUUACCCCCAGACCAGACCCCUCCAGCCCCCUUACCAGCUUCUUCCCCCCUAUAACCCACACUAUCCUCGCCUCCUCCUCCCCUCGUACUCCCCUCCCUUUCCUGGAAUGAUGCCCUCGAGAGGAUCCCUCCGAUACAGCAGCUACCUGGGCACAGAUGGACUUCCAUACCCCCCUAUCAGCUCACCUAAUCUACUUCCAGUAUCCCUCCCCUACCCGCCAUCUCCACACGGAGGUCUUAAAGAACUAACACCAAAUGUGUCACCGCCACGAGGUGCCCCAGCCACCCCAGAGCUCUCCCCUCUCCCCAAGCCCAACAGCCAUCGUCCGUCCCCGGAGCAGUCACCCUCUGGAUGUGAGGAGGCCAUGAACCUAAGCCUGACUACAACCAAAAGCAACACAGCGCCACGCAACGGUCCUGGCCACAAAUCCCUGCCCUAUCCACUGAAGAAGCAAAAUGGAAAGAUCAAGUAUGAAUGUAAUAUCUGCUCAAAGACUUUCGGACAGCUUUCAAAUCUCAAGGUCCAUCUCCGAGUGCACAGUGGUGAGAGACCGUUCCAGUGUAACUUGUGUAAGAAGAGCUUCACUCAGCUGGCCCACCUCCAGAAACAUCACCUGGUCCACACAGGGGAGAAACCACAUGAAUGUCAGGUGUGUCACAAACGCUUUAGUAGCACAAGCAACUUGAAAACACACCUGCGACUCCACUCUGGAGAAAAACCUUACCAGUGCAAGCUAUGUAGCACCAAGUUCACCCAAUACAUCCAUCUCAAACUGCACCGCCGCCUCCACAGCAACCACGACCGCCCCUACCGCUGCCAGCUCUGUGCCCAGGCUUUCUUCCACCGCUUCUCCCUCCGCAUCCACCAGCGCAGCUCCUGCCUGGGUAACUCCAACGCUCCUGUCAACAUCCAUAUGAGAGAGAUGGUGGAGCGGUUUGAUGCAAGCCAAGAGGCUGACACGCUCACAGAAACAGCAUCUUCGCCACAGGUGGAAGAAGCUGUUGAGCGUUGGUUGGCUCGUAACAUGGAAGGCGAGGGGAAGGAGGAUCAGAAAGAGGCCACCGUACUGCUGAAAGCUCUGACAGCGGCUAUCAACGCACCAGCGUUGCCCGUGGCCCAAUCUGUUGUACCUGCAUCACAUCACAGCCCUGCUCUGGCCUACCAGGAGAGGGCCAGCGUCGUUCAUCUCCACAAACGGCCAACAGUGAAGACAGAGGCACAGUGAGAAGGAAUUACAAGAGGAGAAAAUAUAAAGAUGAACAUACAGCGAACCAUCAACAAAGAAAACAGAUGUCGCCAAAUCAAAUUCCCUAUUUUGUCCAUGAGUGGCAUAACAGGGAACACAUACUUUUAUAAUCCACUGAGCGCAACACCAAAAGAAGAGCAUUCCAAAGACUGGGUAUUCAGUGAUUGCACUUCCUCCCUAAACUCAGUUUAGAAAAUAGAGGGGGGCCUUGCUAAGCUGUGAAGUAUUUAAAACUCUUUUCACUCAGGUAGAGAAGUAUUUGUUUUUUGCGCUUUAACUUAUUACUUUUUUUAAUUUGAGUCAUCUAUAUUUAUUUAGUUUUAUCAUAGUUUGUUUUUGAUGUUAGUGUUUUUUUUCUAUGUUGACAGUUCCAAGGAGAUUUGAUCUCUUAGGAAAACCACAAAUGACUUGGGAACAUGACAUGGCAUGAACCUGUGAAAAAAGUCUUCACUUGUUAUAUUGUGUACUGUUUUACUUUAUGUGACGGUGUGUUUGAGCUUCAGGAUGCAUGUGUACAAUGAGUGGAAGUAUGUAUGAAAGACAAGGCAUAGUGAUAGCACAAACCACCUUCCUGCUCCUCAACUGUUUUAUAUUUAUUUAUGAUUACAAAGGGAAAAAUCAGGUAUCUUGAAACUAUGUUAAGCAAUUGCCAAAAUUACGAUUGAAGAAUAUGAAUGUAAAGCAUAACUUUUGGAUCAUUAUUCAACUGCUUUUUACAACAGAAAGAAGGGAAGAGAUUCAGACAAAGCAUUUAUUUGUGUAAUGUCUUGGUUAUCCAGCUGCUUCUCACAGCUAAUUUAGACAUCACAGUAUCACAUUAUCACAAUUAAAUAUGUACACAUGGUCCUCUGAAAAAUGGCUUUUAUUCUUUCAAACUUAAUUCUGAGUCAUGAAGCAUAUUGUUAUGCAGCUUUUUUCCAGAUUCAAAUGUUUCAGAUAUUUCUUGCAUACAAAGCUUUACUGUAAAUGUUUGUAAACUCGAGCUUCAUCCAAAUCUUAAUUCAGACAUCAGUACCUCAUGUUCAGCACUGGAGAACAAAAACAAGCAAAACAGGAGCACAGUUUUUUAGCAUUGUUAAUAUUUUUGUCACUUAGCACUGGAAUAAAAAUGCAACUAGAUCUGUGUGCUUUUGGGGUUACCUAAAACCAGAAGGCGGGAACUUGUUUAAAUUUUACUACUGAGUCAGUAAUAUCUUUGUCAUUUUGUAGUUUCUUUUUCUUUUGUACAGUCUGUUUCUUUAUGUAGUUUAUUUUUUGAAACGUGUUUGAGAUGUUAAGAAUUUAUAUGUGAGAGACUAUUUUGACGAUACUUUUA
This is a messenger RNA of Xiphias gladius (swordfish), 3502 nucleotides long. RefSeq names its product PR domain containing 1b, with ZNF domain (gene prdm1b). The record is from RefSeq and is a predicted model, not a curated record. Gene Ontology annotation, cellular component: cytoplasm; nucleus. Gene Ontology annotation, biological process: cell fate commitment; regulation of transcription by RNA polymerase II. NCBI's taxonomy places the organism in Eukaryota, Metazoa, Chordata, Actinopteri, Istiophoriformes, Xiphiidae. Bases 1 to 2166 code for a protein of 721 amino acids. The transcript has 6 exons. Gene Ontology annotation, molecular function: histone deacetylase binding; RNA polymerase II cis-regulatory region sequence-specific DNA binding; DNA-binding transcription repressor activity, RNA polymerase II-specific.